This is a messenger RNA of Phytophthora nicotianae INRA-310, 144 nucleotides long. RefSeq lists its product as hypothetical. Lineage: Eukaryota; Oomycota; Peronosporomycetes; Peronosporales; Peronosporaceae. The transcript has a single exon. The record is from RefSeq and is a predicted model, not a curated record. The coding region runs from base 1 to 144 and encodes 47 amino acids.
AUGGUGUGCCGACGCCUGUCGACACACCAGUACCGCAAGCUUCGUCCUGCCCUUGACGCUGAAAUCACCCAAACAAUCACGGACCCGCCUCCGUUUUGCCAUCUCACCGUCAACCUCGGUGGCCACCGGAUAUUCCGCCAGUAG